Perca flavescens (yellow perch) is the source of this 1770-nucleotide messenger RNA. Its product is annotated as acyl-coenzyme A thioesterase 4. Gene Ontology annotation, biological process: acyl-CoA metabolic process; fatty acid metabolic process. Lineage: Eukaryota; Metazoa; Chordata; Actinopteri; Perciformes; Percidae. The transcript has 12 exons. Gene Ontology annotation, molecular function: fatty acyl-CoA hydrolase activity. The record is from RefSeq and is a predicted model, not a curated record. The coding region runs from base 177 to 1526 and encodes 449 amino acids.
UAGUUGCUGUCAAGAGAUGCGCCAGAACUACUAACAGUGACCACAAUGUUGCCGAGUAACUUUAAAUCAAAAUCUGGUUUUCAAAAAAGGAAAGAGAGAGACAGAGGAAAGACAAAGGAAAGGGUGUCAAACUGUAACCCAGUUUUUCACCAAGAAAGCCUUAGACUUAACAACAUAUGAGUCAGCAGCAGCCCAGUCUCCCCCUAACAGCCCCUCCCUGUCCCAGUGAAGAAGUUGGAGUUCGGUGGAAGAGCAGCUUUAGACAAGCCCCCGUAUUAACAGCCGCUCCUGUUCGUGCCCUCAUAGAUGAACAAAUCAGCAUUAAAGGAUCUUUCCUGCCCCCAGAGUGUCCUAUCACAGUGUGUGCACAAAUGCACAGUGAUGAUGGUGAUCUAUGGGAGGCAUUUGCCCAUUAUAACACAAAUGCAGAUGGCACUGUCAACUUGACCAAGGAUCAUUCAGUCAGGGGUUCAUAUUUGGGCUGUGAGCCGAUGGGACUCUUCUGGGGACUGCAGCCGGCUCCUGGUGCAAGAGAAAGUUUGAGGCUGAGGAAAAAAAACGUAGAGACUCCAUAUGUAAUGCAUUUGUCCUUACUCGAGGGCCAUGUUUCACCGAGUGAGAGGCAAAGCACUGAGCUGGCUGCAGUUAUUACUGAGCGCUGGUACAUGGCACCCGGCGUACUGAGAACAGCGAUUCGUCAGGAUGGAGUUGUGGGGACUUUGUUUUUACCGCCAGGACCAGGCCCAUUUCCAGCCAUGUUGGACCUGUGGGGAAUGGGUGGAGGACUGGUAGAGUACCGCUCCGCCCUUUUAGCAUCCAGGGGCUAUGCUAGCUUGUCCCUUGCCUACAUAGGGCACAAAGAUUUGCCUGGCUCACCAGACCGUAUCAAUGUUGGGGAUUCAUAUUUCGAAUCAGCAUUCCGCCUACUCCAAGAUCAUCAUCAGGUGUGUGCCGACAGAGUUGGGAUCAUAGGUCUCUCCUUUGGAGUCUACCUGACUCUUCGAAUUGCCACUAAGGCUGUUGUCAAACCAGCCUGUUUGAUUUGUGUCAAUGGCCCAGUAGGAAGUACCGUCAAAUUCUCCGAUCCAGAUGGCAAGACUGAACACUUUGAAAGUGAAAAGAAGUAUUGGACAUAUAAUGAUCAAGGCCACGUCAGUUUCAAAGACGUCUCCUUGCCUGCAAACCUUUUGGCUGAGAGCAAAGUGAAGAUAGAGCACCUCAACUGUCCAUUAAUGUACAUAGUGGGUGAAGAUGACCUGAGCGCUUCAAGUAUAGAGAGUGCCAACCUGAUUGAGGAGACCCUGAUGGCUGCAGGUAAAUCCCAGUUGCUCACCUGUUUGUCGUACCCCGGUGCCGGUCACCUGAUUGAACCGCCUUACACACCAAAUUCAAGAGCUUCCCUGUGGAGCGUCAAACCAGAGAAACUGGUCACCCUGUGGGGAGGUCACCCCGCACCCCACGCUGCUGCCCAGGAAGAUGCCUGGAAGAAGAUCCUGGAUUUCAUGGAACGUAAUCUGAGACGGUGAACUGUUGAUUAAAAAAAAUGCAGGUCUGAAGGUGCCGCUCUGCAGUUGUACGAUUUAGAGAGGCAAGUCCCUCCCCUUCCGGUGGAUCACCAUGGGACCUAUUUCAUAAACAGUUGUGUAGGGUAUAGUGAAUGGGGAGAGACAAAGAAUGUUUUUGAUCCCAUCUGAAUUGAGCAAUGGAUUACACAUAUGAUGUUCAUCAGUUUAAAAGAUAAUGUUGCAAAUCAAUAAAGUCUCCGUUUGU